Messenger RNA from Dimorphilus gyrociliatus, 4537 nucleotides. Lineage: Eukaryota; Metazoa; Annelida; Polychaeta; Dinophilidae. The record is from the annotation of a GenBank genome assembly.
GCUAGCUGUUACCAGACGAACGAGAUUUCGCUGAUUCGCCACAAAUAGCUUCAAGAAUCGUCUUUUCAAUCGACUUCUCUUUUUUAGAACUUUUCGAAAUAUGUCUUACUUGUCAUGGUAUGGGGGAAAUAAAGAAAACAAUAGGCCUACCAGUAAGUCUGACAAUCUAACAAGGAACUAUGGAAUGUUCUCCGAAAGGUCUCGAUACACAAAUUCGAGAUAUACAAGGAGUUUCUCUGAAGAUAGGUCUUUAGAAAAUGGACCAAGAAGAUUAAGAGCUGAAUCUGUGGAUAUUGAUUCAAUAACAAGAGAAAUUGAAGAAAGAACUGCUGCUAGAAAGUUAAGAAGAUUGUCCCAAGAAAGAGAAUUAGCAGCCCUGAGACAAACAGAUCUAACUACAUCAACAUUUUCGUCAUCAAAAUCUCCUGCUACCAGUACAAAUAGAUAUUCUCAGGAGAGAGAUGUUUCUGUUACGAAAUAUUCGAAUCAUAAUUCUUCUUUAACUAGACAAAUUGAUAGAGGAAAUGACAAGCAGAUCAACUCUUUACGAAAUAUUGUUGAUUUGAAAGAUUGUAUUGAGAAUAGUUCUUCACUUUCUACGACUGGCGAUUAUUCUAUGUCCAGAUGGGCCGAACCCCCAGAUUUUACACCAAACGACGUUCAAGUUCUUGAACUAAGAUCUGGGAAAAAAGCAACAGCCAUGACAGAAUUUCACCAAACGGAGAGGGGAAUGUCUGAGCAAGAAGGUAAUUGUCACAUAGAUUAUGCUGUUAGUAGGACAAGAAACAUUCAAGAUAAAAUGUCAUCAAUGGAAGAUUUUGUUCGAAGAAAUAGACGAAUGUUUCCCAGCGAUGUUGAAUUAUAUCAGAAUAUCAGAUAUUUUGAAUUAUCAGAGCAAGAAUUAAGAGCAAUGGGAGAAUCUCCUGACUCCAAUAUCAUUGGAAUUAAAGUACGUGAGAAGAUUCUUCUUCCACCUGGUUCUGAGGACAGCGCAUACAUUCUGAAAAAGGUUUACGGAAAGAAAAGAGAAGAAAUUGAUGAAAGUGUACUUAAAAUGAGAACUAAAAAACAAAUUGCUGAAGAUGAUGAAGAAGAAAGUCAGAAAACUUUAUAUAAACGUAUCAGAGAGGAAGUAGAAAGGAAACAUGAGAAAAGGGAAACUCGAAGAAUUCUCGGUGACGAAGAUUACAUCACAAACCAAGCAACAAAAUACAGAAGAAAAGCUGAUGACUAUAACCAUGUGCACUCCUUUCUAACGCCCAAGUAUAUCAAAUCGAUCUAUCACGAUGCUGGAGCGGAAUACGAUGAAAUUUAUCAAAAGAAGAAGAAACCUAGGGAAAAGCAUUCUAUAAUUAAAAGAAGUAGAUCUGAAGAACCAGAAAUUCAUCGAGUACGAAGAAAACAAUACACCGAAGUCCCGUCUUUUACAGCAAGAUUGAGACCAAAACGGUCCAUUGUUAGAGGCAUAGCAAAAUUUUCUUGUAGCGUUUUAGGGUAUCCUUUCCCAAAAGUUAAAUGGUUCAAAGGUCAAAAAGAACUAAAAAGCGAUGAAAAACUACGGAUAACUAAUGAUUUUGGGUUAUUAACUCUUGAAAUUAAUAAUGUUCAACAUUCUGACGCCGGAAUAUAUGCAGUAAAAAUAUGGAAUUCAGAAGGAGAGAAAUCCUGCAGUGCAGUACUAGAAGUAGAUGAUUUUAAUGAGGAAUACGAAAUACCAAAUUCUGGUACAUUUCCUCAUUUCGUAAAAGAAGCUAAUAUGGUUCAGAAAGAUGUUGGAAAUGAUUUUGAAAUAUCCGUUCAAGUUACCGGAAAUCCUCUACCGUCAUUUAAAUGGUUGAAAGACAAUACAACUAUUCGAGAAAGCGGAAAAGUUCAAAUAACGAACGAUGACGCCGGUUCCUGUAAGCUAUUUGUUAAAAAUGCUCAAGUAUCUGACUCGGGGCUGUAUUCUUGUUUGGCAUUUAAUAGUAUUGGUAAAACUAUUAGUAGUUCAUCUGUAACUAUAACUGAUCUGUCCAAUAAGAAACGUUAUGUUGAUGAGGAUAGUAUUGAUGCUACUAUGGAUAAACCGACUUAUUCUAUGGACGAUAGAGGACCUUUAAUAAAAGGAACUAAACCCUGGUUUUUAAAAGUUUUACCUUCAAAGGCCAACGUACCUUUAGGUGAUCCCAUCGAUUUAGAAGUCGUUAUAGAUGGCGAUCCUAAGCCUGUUGCUGUUUGGUCAAAAGAUGGCGCAAGAGAGUUUACUUAUACGGAAAGACAUCGAAUGGUUGCCUUUGGAAAUCAUUAUAUUCUUCAAAUAAGAUCAGCCUUAGAAACAGAUGCUGGAUACUAUGCUGUUACUGCUGAGAAUCAAUAUGGUAAAAUCGCUGCGACCUGUUGGAUAAAUAUGCUGCCCAGAAGGAUUGAAGGGGACGAUAUCGAAGUUCAAAAAUACGUUUUCGAUCACGAAACUCCUCUUAAUGCUGAAGGGAAAUAUCCACCUAAAUUUAUUAAAAAACUUCCCUACGAAGAGGAAAUAUCUUCUGGAAAGAAUAUAAAUAUUGAAUGUUCAGUUAAUAAUCAUGUUCAAAAGACAACAACUACUGAAGAAUUUCAAAUGACAAAGAGUGAACAAGUUUCCUCUGAGGUCAUCGUAGAAAAUUACGAAUCUAAACUCAACGAUCUUUCACAGCAAAUCGUAAAUAAUGCUUUCAAUGAUGCUCAAAAUUUACUCAAUGACUCAGAUAACAAAGAGGCUUUAUUAGAUAAAAAAGUUAAUGAGAAUAAUGAAAAUUCCACAAAAGAAGUUGCAGCUGAGAGUAAUGAAAUUGCUGAAGAUGUUAACAAUGAGAAAAUUCUGGAUAAAUCAUCUAAUGAGAAUAAUACUGAUAUGAAUGAAAAAACAGCAGAAAUUCAGACUAAACCUAUUCUAGAGAUUAAAAAUAAGGAACAAGAAUCAGUUAUUAUUAAUCAUAUAGUUGAUGAAGAUGAUCUAAAAUCAAAAUGUGCUGAAGAGAGAGAGGAUUCAGACUCCAAAAUUGUUGAGACUAAACUUCAAGCAGAAGAGGAAACUCGAGUAGAAGAGAAAAUCACUGUUGAAAAUAAAGAAAAGGAAAUUAAAGAUUUCGUAGAUGUGCUGGAGAAAAAUGCUGAAAAAGAUCAAGUUGAUAGCGAUCAGAAAGAAGAAAUCCAGCAGAAUGAAACUGUUGAAGAAGAAAUAGUAUGUUCUGAAAUGAUAAAAGUUGACAGUGUUGAUAUUAAAGUGGAAGUUGAAGAAGAUAAUUCACCUGACGUUUUUACGAAUGAAAAAGGAAACAAAGACGAAAAGUCUGAGAUAGAUUCCUCCGAAAUUUCAUCUUCAGCAGCUUCACAAACGUCUAAUACUGAAGCUACAACAUCGGAGGCCGAUGAAUCGACUGACUCGAAAUCCACAGUAUCAGAAAAGGAAUCCGUCGUAUCCAAUACUUCUGAAUCUAAAACAUCUGUAACUGAAAGUUCAGAAUCUUCUAAUACGAAAUCUUCAUCAUCCGCUCCAGCAAAAACUUCAUCUUCCUAUUCAGAAUCUUCUAAAUCUGAAACUUCUACAGCACGAUCCUCGACUUCAGAGGUUUCUGAAUCUGUGACGUCCUCAUCGUCGCCUACGUCGAGGUCGGAAACUCCAGUUUCUGAUGUUUCUUCGUCGAUCGUAUCUGAAUCUGACAAGAGUGUCGAGGUUAAAUCUCAAGUCGUGAAAUCAAUAGAAAUAAAAGAGGACUUGGAAUCUCAAACUACUAUUUCCGAAACUAAAAAUGCAGAUGACAUCUCCAGAGAAAAUCAAACGGAAACAGUGACAAAGGCUAUUGUUGUUGAAGAAGAAAAGAAGGAAGAAGAAAUAGAUGGUAAAAUAUUUGUUACACAAUCAAAGACAGAGCAGAUGGAAACAACUGAAACAAGCGUUACUAUUAAAACGAUUGUCCAAGAAAGUAAGAAAGAAGUUGUUAGAGAGAAAGAUUCAGGGACAAAUGAUAAUAUUCUCUCCAAAUCUGAAUCGAUAUCAACAAGUGACAGUUUUGAAUCAACCGAUAGUUCACGACGUUCUUCAACUAACGAAUCCGAAUCACGAAAAAAUGACACUGAAUCGGAAAGCAGCGAGGAAAGUAGUGAAACAAGUAGUGAAGAAUCUAGCGAAGAUGAAGAGGAUGAUAACGUUGGGCAGGAGGAAAAGAAAGAAGAUCAGAAAGAAGAUAACAAAAAGUCAACAGUUGAACAAGUGAAAGAGAAAAUAGACGAUAGAAAAGAUAAAAGCGACGCUGAUGAAGUCAAUGGAGAAGAUGAUGAUAGUGAUGAUGAUGAUAGUGAUGAUGAUGAUGAUGAUGACAAUGAAUCUAGUUCAGAAAAUACUGAAACUGAGAGUAGCGAAGAAAGUGACUAGACUGACGAAUUAUAGGCCUUAUUUUCCCUUCAAAAUAUUUGUUAAGUAUUUUCACUUUGUCUUUUGUAAAGCAUAUUUUAAUACCAAAAAAAGCUUAAUAACUACCUUGAAAACAGAUAAUUCUUAGAAUAAACGAAAUCUUAU